GGUGAGAUCUCACCAACUGCAACAACAACAAUAAAAAAACAGCACCGGCUGUUCACCCAGGACCGCUCCUUAGCAUUGCUUUGCUCUGCUUCCAAUCGCAGAUUUUACUCUGCCCAUAAUGGACCACGAUCCCGAAAAAGGCUCCCCCGGCGCCAUCGCCGAGAAGCCCCGGUCCGGCGGCGCCGAAGACUCAUCGUCCAACGACGACCGCGAUGCGCCCAGACAAUCAACUGGCAUCCUCGCGCAGAUGCGCAACUUCGAAGCGCGCAUGGACCGCAAACUCGGCGUCGAGUCUGAGGCCAUUGUGCGCAAGCGCGCCGAGGACAAGAAGCCCGUGCCGUGGACGGAGGAACUCAACAUGGCGCUCCUCUGGGCAUCGGGCACCAUGAACACGUCGUGCUUUGCGACGGGCUUCUUGGGAUGGCAGUUUGGCCUCAGCCUGAAGCAGUCUAUCCUAAUCACUAUCUUCAUGUCUAUCCUCGGCGGCGCAACGACCGGCUAUUGCGCUACGUUUGGCGCCGCGACGGGGUUGCGCCAGAUCAGCGCUGGCCGAUUCAGCUUUGGUUGGUGGCCUAGCGGUAUGAUUGCCCUGCUCAACUGCAUUCAGCAGAUGGGAUGGUCGGCUGUGUCGUGCAUUACGGGCGGGUUGGCGCUGACGGCGGUGUCGGAUGGGCGGGUGUCGCUGAUUCUGGGUAUUGUCAUUCUGGCGGUAGUCGCGCUGAUCAUCUCGCUGAUUGGUUUGAAUGCGAUUCUUGUGUAUGAGCGUUUUGCGUGGGUUAUUUUCCUAGUGAUUUUCCUCAUCAUUUUUGGAGAGACGGGCGGAUAUGCAAACACUGCGGAUCCAGUGAAGCCGCUUGAGGGGGCGGAUCUUGCUGGUGCUGUGCUCAGCUUCAUGGCGAUCGUGUACGGCUCGAGCGCGUCGUGGGCGGUCAUUGCGAGUGACUACUACGUCCAUUAUCCGGCCAAUGUCAGCAGAGUCAAGGUGUUCCUCAUGACUACUUUUGGCAUUGCUAUCCCCACUGCAAUCGGCAUGGUUGCUGGCUGCGUCGUGGCAUCGACGCUCGACAAGCAGCCGGAUUGGAGUGCGGCCUAUGAUCGUGGCCUAGGCUAUGCAAUUGAUGCGGUGCUGUACCCGGACGGCUUUGCCAAGUUUUUGCUGGCGGUGCUUGUUUUGUCCGGCAUCAACACUAAUGUGUUGAGCAUCUACAGUGCCGCGCUCUCGUUCCAACAACUGGCUAAGCCGCUUGCCCAGGUCCCGCGCUUUAUCUGGACGCUGGUGUCCUUUGUUUGCAUCUUGGCUCUGGCUGUCGGCGGGCGUGAAGAACUCAAUGCGUAUCUGCAAAACUUUUUGAGUCUCUUGGGAUACUGGUGCACCAGCUACGCCGUCAUCUUGUUUGAGGAACACUUCAUCUUCCGCAAGGGCAGCUUUGACAAUUAUGAUUUGGACGGCUGGAAUGAUCCCAAGAGACUCCCACAUGGCAUUGGAGCGGCUGUCGCCUUUCUCCUCGGCGUUGUUGCUUGGGUGAUGGGCAUGAAGCAGACUUGGUUCACGGGUCCUUUGGCUGCGGUGAUUGGAAGUUCUGGAGGCGAUGUUGCAAAUGAGCUUACAUUUGUGGUAACGGCUAUGGCAUAUAUUCCUGCCCGUUACUUGGAGCUGCUAUAUUUCAAGCGUUGAUAUUGGAGCGAGCCUUGCUUUUAUGUUUUGAUUUUAUUAUACCUAGCAU
This is a messenger RNA of [Torrubiella] hemipterigena, 1724 nucleotides long. Lineage: Eukaryota; Fungi; Ascomycota; Sordariomycetes; Hypocreales; Clavicipitaceae. The record is from the annotation of a GenBank genome assembly.